Messenger RNA from Racocetra persica, 227 nucleotides. The record is from the annotation of a GenBank genome assembly. Lineage: Eukaryota; Fungi; Glomeromycota; Glomeromycetes; Diversisporales; Gigasporaceae.
CUAAAACAGAUUAUGAAAAAAAUGCCAAAUGUGAAACUAAAAAUAUUAAUCUUAAGGCAGAACUAAAGAAAAAUAAAAAAGAUAUUAACAAUUUUUUAGCUAAAAAUUCUGAACUUAAAAUCCAAGUAGCAAAAUUAAGUCGUGAUUUCGAGAAAAUCAAAUCAAAAGAAAUAACUAAUGAUUAUCUAGAAAAAUUACAAAUUUUCUUAUUAACUAAGAAUAAGAUA